CGCAGGUGGCGAUGAUAAUGAACUUAUCAGGGGAAGUGAUAAGUGCGGCGAAGUGAGCGAGCGUGACCGGGAUGAGAUAGGCCGCGAGGAGUCCCCGGAUGAGUGCGCUGACGAAGGCGAAGGCGAAGAAGAGAGGCGAGGGAAUAACGAUGAGGUCUUGGAAAGUCUUUUGAUGUUGAGAAGUGCAAAUAGUGUUGAGUGCGAUGAGGAGUGGAGUGCUGUUGACUUAGUCGUGAGUGAAGCGAGAGGUGACCAAAGUUCUCAAGAAAAAGCGAUUAAAGUCAGUGUUAAAGUGAUUGAAGAGAAUUCUUCCGAAAGAGAAGCCAGUGCUGAUUUGAAAGCUGAAAAUCAUCCGCGCGCCGACUCGUCCGCUGAAGGCGAGGCCUGCGCGGACACUCACAAGACAGCCAUGAGCGACUCGAGUAACCGCGACUCCGGCACGAGUUACUUGAGCGAGGGCGAGGACAGCGACGACGACACCCUGGAGGGGCGGAAUAGCGACGGCGACGCCAUGAUGGUGAGCAGCACAGA
Molecule: messenger RNA, 531 nt
Organism: Penaeus monodon (black tiger shrimp)
Lineage: Eukaryota; Metazoa; Arthropoda; Malacostraca; Decapoda; Penaeidae
Source: RefSeq, a predicted model, not a curated record